Manihot esculenta (cassava) is the source of this 2097-nucleotide messenger RNA. RefSeq lists its product as uncharacterized. The record is from RefSeq and is a predicted model, not a curated record. Bases 219 to 1844 code for a protein of 541 amino acids. The transcript is spliced from 4 exons. Lineage: Eukaryota; Viridiplantae; Streptophyta; Magnoliopsida; Malpighiales; Euphorbiaceae.
AACACCCAUUGGACCUUCAUCCGGUUGGAGGCAGAUCCACGCGCAAAGGGCAAUACCGACAUUUCAUCCUCCCACUGUCCAUUUCUAGGCAUCCGGCGUCCUCGUCCAUAUCGGUUCUUCUUUACCUGGCUACUUUUCUAGCUUCACAGGGUCUCCAUUUCUUCUCAGCAACAGUGUCUGGUUCACUCAAACAACUGUCAAGGGAUUUUCGUUUCUUGAUGUCUGACUCCAACCCCUUUCCGAUUUCUUCAGAUCAAGUGCAGGACUAUGCUACAGGUUUCAGUCACGGUGGCUAUGGCUCACCCGUGUCAAUGGCUGGUCAGCAGAAUGAGGAAUUCCCACAGGACGGACAAUUUGUGCAGAAUGAUCAGUUAUUGCAGAGUGAUCAGUUUAUGCAAAAUGAUGUCCCUAAUGAAAGUGAUGGUGGCACAAAUAAUGUAGAGAAUAACUUGCUUUGGCCAGUUCUACCUGGUGAUUCUGGUGAAGGCUUGCCGUAUGCUCCUAUUGAUUGGCCAUAUCCUGGUGAUGUUUGGACGUGGAGGGUAGGAAGGAGGUUUAACUCUUCAGGCUACUUCCAAGAUAGAUUUCUGUAUCUUCCAAAGAGCCUUGGGAAACAGACUUUUGCCAGCAAGGCUGCUGUUGCGAAUUACAUUCAAUCACAAUUCCCAGGUUCAGAUAUUGAUGCAUUUUUUGCAUCCUUUGCUUGGAAGAUCCCAGUAAAAAUUCAACCUCCGCCAAAAGAGGAACCUGCCAUCUCUGUUUUGGAGAACGCUCUGCAGGAUGAAAAAGUGGCAGGUCAAGAAGAAAAGAAAGAAGAAAACCUUCAUUCAGGCUUGGGAAAAAGGAGGAGGAAUGCAGUAUCUACACCCAAACAAGCAACACAGAAUGGAGCAACAUCAUCCUCCACUCCUAAGCGAACAAAACAGAGCAGAGCUAAAUCAUCCCCGGCACCUAAAGGAACAAAAAAUAAAUUGUCACCCACUCCUAAGCGAACAAGACAAACUAAGCAAACAAACCAGAAUGGAACUGCGCCAUCAUCCACAGCUAAGAGGAAAACUAGGCAUUCUUCUAGACGAAAUGUCCCCAGUGAUAAAGGUGGUGUUUUUAUCACAGAGGAAUCAGCAGUUGAACCAAUUCCAGAGGAUUUUGAUAACUAUCUCAACUCUUUGGAAGACAUUCUCACCCAACCUGUUUCUGGUAACCUUUCUUCUGCCAGCAUGGAUUCUUAUACUGCACAAAAUGAAAUGGCAGAAGCCCGAAGUAAGCUUUCUUCUCUUCUAGUCAUGGAUUUUCCUUCGUUGGUGUUAUCAAACAAAAUUUCGGAACUUGCAAAUCUAGCAUCCAAACUUCGGAAGGAUCCUACCUUGAAUGCUGAACAACUUGUUAAAUUGAAGUUGAUUGAAGAAAUUUCAUCAUUCACUGAGGUUUUCCUAGAGAGUAGAGAAUUAAUAGAGCAGGUUGACGAUUUCUUUGCUACCCUUGAGGCAAAAAAGGCCAAAGUUGCUUCUUUGAAGAAAGAGUAUAAUGAAUUAAAGGAAAAAACGGACCAGCUUCAAGCUCAGGUGGACUCAAACUUAAUGACUGUGCAAGAAAUUGACAAUCAAAUUGCUCUACUUCAAUCCAGGAGAGCUGAGCUUACUAAUGCAAUUGAGACAAACAAGGAAGCAAAGGUUGAGGUGGUUUAUGCUCAAAAGUUGGUGGCAAAUGCUAUCCCAAAGGUGGUGAAUGAGAUUCAGCUGGCCAACUCCAGAAUACCAGAAUUGGAGCUGAAAAAGACCAAUGCUGUCAAGCGUGAAUCUGAAAUUCUGGCAAAAUUUGCGCCUCUACAAGGUUUUUCUCUUUAAGCAUGUCCUUAGAGCCCUUGCUUUUUAAGUCUUUUGAACCAUGUUUCCAUGUUUAAUAUGGCAAUAGUUUCUGUUACAUGGCUUGGACUUCAUAUCGUUUUGUUGUGAUAUCACUACUUGUAUUCGUCGGAUAGAACUUCGGUUGGUACUUUCAUUAGCCCCAACCCCCCCACCCCAAAAAAAAAAAAAAAACCUUUAUGUAAUCGAUUCUAACUAAUGUAGAAAGUUAAGCUUUAAUUGUUGUUGAUUUUAA